Penicillium taxi is the source of this 519-nucleotide messenger RNA. RefSeq lists its product as uncharacterized. The transcript has 3 exons. The coding region runs from base 1 to 519 and encodes 172 amino acids. The record is from RefSeq and is a predicted model, not a curated record. NCBI's taxonomy places the organism in Eukaryota, Fungi, Ascomycota, Eurotiomycetes, Eurotiales, Aspergillaceae.
AUGCUACACCGAGUGCCAGGCAGCCUACUUAUUUCCAUGGAAACUGGACAGCCGACCAUGACUGCGAUCUUCGGAAAAACUGCAAACGAAGAUCUCUUCUCAGUAAAGAACGUCUCUUGGCUGAACCAUAGCCCAAGGGCAUAUAAGUUGAAGAUCCUCGAUCAUAACUGGGAGAAGCUCGACUUAAUGAUUCAUCCUUGCGACCCUUUAACAUGGAGGGAGUUAGAUGGAAGAACCUUUAUGUUCAAGACAGAUCACCGACCUGCAGCUCGAUAUCUUUAUUAUCAUUACUGUGUCCAGAUAUUACGGCAUGCGUGGCAGCACACAAUGGAUGGACGAUCUACCAUUGCAUCCCAAGUCCUUCGCGAUGAGACUGCAGGAUCGUAUUUGCCGAAAAGUAUGCUUUUGGCUUUCGUUCAGGAACUCAGACAUGAGUAUGAGGAUCUUCUUGAAGGAGCUUCGAGAGAGAGAACAGAUCCGAUUCGGAUACGCUCAUACAGGUGGAAAAAUCUCAAAUAA